CACCUACGCAGCGCUUUCUGCGGCUCUCCAGGAGCUCAACUGAAAGAGAGAAACAUGCCGCGUUUCACGUCGGUCGUUUGAAGUGCAAAUGCCUAUAUAGCUAUCUCAAGCCAUCAUUUAAUUUCUCUACAGCCCCUUUUUUUCGGACAACAGAAAUCUAUUUGUGACCCACGCCAGAUGCGAGCUGUGAUAUCUGCACUGCGUGUUCCGCCGGGAAAAACAAGACUGAAGGAGGCUGAAAGUUUGGAGAGAAAACGCAGCGCCAAAUGUUUAAACUGAGACUUUGUCAACGUCUCCACAGACUCGCCGUGAGGACGUGAAUUCGCCCUCGCGUUAGUUUCACGGGAUUCGAGUGGGAUUCGUGACAAAACCUCCGUCCGCUUUUCCGUUACCUCAUCAGCUCAUGAAUCAACGUUACGCGUGUCAAAGUCGUGCAGGUUUGGAUUUUCUGCUGUAUUUUUUUCCAAAUAAAGGAUUUAAAAGGACCACACAUAUCCUAUUACACGAAGACCAACAUCAUUCUCUGUGAACGAAAAACUUAAACGGAUAUAGACCAACAACGAGACCGGGCUCGAUUUAUCUGUGGAUGACCUGCUGCAAAUGCCUCCACCACCCCUGCCCCUACCUCCCUGCCCCUUGCAUAGCCAGGAUGGAAAUCUAUAUCAAUAGGAUGGAGCCUGCCGAAUAAUAGGCUUUUUGGUGAAAACUAUGCCUGGAUGCUAAUAAAAAAUCCAUGUGGGAAUACUUGCCAUGCAAAAAGUCUUUGAGAUUUUUGACAGCUUUGCUUUCGGAAGGCCUGAUAUCUUGGGUUUGAUUGUUUCGCUCGUGCAACUGGAUAUAAAGGAGCGCCACCAGUGAUUUUUCGGUGCAGAAGAGAGAUCGAGCAUGACCUUGCAGCGACCAAACCGCCUGUGCGGUGUCUGGAGGGCCAUGUGUCUACGGCUAAGCCUCAGCGCUAGCCUGGAUCUUCCGUUCUUGUGUUGGAUAUUAGGCUUGGCAUUGCACGCUCAGCUAGCUGCUUCACAAAAACUGGAUGAGACGGAUCCGGUCGUCACUACCACUUACGGCAAACUAAGGGGAUUCAAAAAAGAACUCAACAAUGAGAUUUUGGGACCCGUCAUCCAAUUUUUGGGCGUCCCCUAUGCCGCACCUCCUACGGGAGAAAGGCGUUUCCAACCGCCUGAACCUCCGAUCUCGUGGUCCGAGAUCCGUAACGCCACCCAAUUCGCCCCCGUUUGUCCCCAAACCCUGCUGGAGGGCAGGCUACCGGACGUUAUGUUGCCGGUUUGGUUCACCAACAGUAUCGAAGUGGUGUCAACCUACGUACAAGACCAGAGUGAGGACUGCCUAUUCUUAAACAUAUACGUGCCAACUGAGGAUGUAAAAAGAAUAUCCAAGGAAUGUGCCAGAAAACCCGGCAAGAAAAUUUGUAGAAAAGGAGGUCCUCUUUCAAAGAAACAGAAUGAUGAUUUAGCUGAUAAUGACGGUGCUGAGGAUGAAGACAUCCGUGAGAGCGGGAGCCCUAAACCCGUGAUGGUAUUCAUACACGGAGGAUCGUACAUGGAAGGCACGGCGAAUAUGUUCGACGGAAGCAUCUUGGCUAGUUACGGCAACGUCAUCGUCAUAACCGUAAACUAUCGGCUUGGUGUGCUCGGUUUUUUGAGCACGGGAGACCAGGCGGCCAAGGGAAACUACGGACUUCUCGAUCAAAUCCAGGCCCUGCGCUGGACGAGCGAAAACAUUGCGUUCUUUGGGGGUGACCCUUUACGCAUUACUGUUUUUGGGUCUGGGGCCGGGGCCUCAUGCGUCAACCUCCUGACUCUUUCCCAUUAUUCUGAAGGUAACCGUUGGAGCAAUUCAACCAAAGGUCUUUUCCAACGGGCCAUAGCCCAAAGUGGCACAGCAUUGUCCAGCUGGGCUGUUAGCUUUCAGCCAGCCAAGUAUGCCCGCAUGCUGGCUAAGAAAGUGGGGUGCAACCUCAAAGAUACUGUUGAGAUGGUAGAGUGCCUACAGAAAAAACACUACAAAGAAUUAGUGGAGCAGGACAUCCAGCCCGCUCGCUAUCACAUCGCCUUCGGACCCGUUAUCGAUGGCGAUGUCAUCCCUGAUGACCCUCAGAUCCUUAUGGAACAGGGGGAGUUCCUCAACUAUGACAUCAUGCUGGGGGUCAACCAAGGUGAAGGGCUGAAAUUUGUAGAACUCAUUGUGGACAACGAGAAUGGGGUCCAAGCCAAUGAUUUUGACUACGCAGUUUCGAGUUUCGUUGAUGAUUUGUACGGUUAUCCCGAGGGGAAGGACAUUCUGCGGGAGACUAUUAAGUUUAUGUACACCGAUUGGGCAGAUCGUCACAACCCGGAGACCAGGAGAAAGACCCUGCUGGCACUGUUCACAGAUCAUCAGUGGGUGGCACCAGCAGUGGCCACAGCAGAUCUUCACUCAAGCUUUGGCUCCCCUACUUAUUUCUACGCCUUCUACCAUCACUGCCAAACCGAGCAGGUGCCUCCAUGGGCAGACGCCGCGCAUGGUGAUGAGAUCCCUUAUGUGUUUGGGCUGCCCAUGAUGGGUCCGACCGAGCUCUUCCCUUGCAACUUUUCCAAAAAUGAUGUGAUGCUCAGUGCAGUGGUGAUGACAUACUGGACCAACUUUGCCAAGACCGGUGAUCCCAACCAGCCAGUUCCACAAGACACCAAGUUUAUUCACACGAAACCUAACCGAUUUGAAGAAGUGGCCUGGACACGAUACAACCAGAAGGAUCAGCUAUACCUUCACAUUGGCUUGAAGCCCCGUGUCAAGGAACAUUACCGUGCCAACAAGGUCAACCUGUGGUUGGAACUGGUGCCUCAUCUCCACAGCCUCAAUGAAGUCACCCAAAUCAUUUCCACCACCACUAAGUUGCCUCCACCCGAAGUUACUCCCCGUACGCCAAAGAAGAUCUCAGUCAACACCAAAAGGCCCUACCCUACACCGUUCCCCACAGAAACACAGGACAGCCACAACCAGAACCAAAACCAACCUUUUCUGGUGGACCAGCGGGACUAUUCCACAGAGCUAAGCGUCACGAUUGCCGUAGGUGCUUCGUUGCUCUUCCUCAACAUCUUGGCUUUCGCUGCACUCUACUACAAGAAAGACAAACGGAGACACGAGGUUCAUCGACGCUGCAGCCCACAAAGGACCACGGCCAAUGAGCUGCCCCACACGCAGGAGGAAGAGAUCAUGUCUCUCCAAAUGAAACACAGCGAUCUGGAGCGGGAAUGUCGGGAGGCCAUGCACCCGCACGAGGUGGUCCUGAGAACUGCCUGUCCACCGGAUUACACGCUCGCCAUGCGCCGUUCGCCGGACGACAUCCCGCUCAUGACCCCGAACACCAUCACUAUGAUACCCAACAGCAUGCCGGGCCUUACCUCAUUACACCCGUAUAACAGUUAUUCCAGUGGACAAAAUAACACCCUACCCCAUCCACACCCUCAUUCACACUCCACCACUAGAGUAUAGCCACACCCAAAUACGAACAUACAUACACGCAUACACUCCUGCAGCUGUGGAGUGCGAGUGUGGACAACGGCCAGAGGUGACAUCACCCGGUGAGGAAUAUCUUUACUCCAGUUCAGAGGAACAGGAAACCACUUUUCUUCUUUCCUCGAGAGCAAAACUAUCAUUUUAUAUCAGAGGGGAAAACAAAACGGACGAAAACAGCGCAAAACAAUUUCUGAUUUAAUGAGAAACAAACAGAGAUGAUUUUUUACACCUUGUAUUGUGACAAAACCAGGACCAUUUCUUGGAAACAAUUAUCAGUCUGGGAUUCUUUGAGGAAUGGUUUGAUUCGUUAGCCGGAGAGGAAACAGCGGAAUCAGAGAAGAGGUGACGUGUGGGAGGCUCUUUGUAAACACAAGGAAACAUAUUGUUUUCCCGAGGCGCUGGAUUGUAGAUUACGCUCUUUGAGCAGAGGGGAAAUGCUGCUUACCUAAUUUAGGUGUGUGUUGUCCUGGUGGUAGCAUUGUAAGAUACGGAAUACAUCGAUAAGGGAAAAAAGAGAAAUCCUCAAGAAUAUGCACAAUAGAGACAUUCUCCGAAUGUCUUCGAAAUCUUUUUGUCAAUUUAUUUUUUGGGGGAACCAUUUUAUUGUAUAGGACCUAUUUACAUAUCUAGAUAUGUACACAAGCACCCAUGCUCUUUAAGCCCUGGCUGGGGGCGUGGAUACUGAGGAUUCUGCCUCAAGAGCGUAGCGGGGAAUUUAUUGGCUUCCUGGCAGAUACAGCUUCAUCACACAAGUGCUGUCUAUACUGAGAACUGGUGGACUGGAGGCUGGAUAUUUUUAGCACGAUGCGCAUGACAAUUUAUCUGCUUGGUGGCUGUUCUGCUGAUUAAGUCAUUAUUUAAAACGGAAAAAAUCAUUUUCUUCCCCAUUCGGAUUCGUUUGAGGAGAUACUGCUCUGAUUGGCUCGGGAAUAGGAAUUUGGUGACGAGGGCGGACACUGGGGGUUCUGAUUGGAUGGGGUGACGGAAAGGGGUGGGGAUAAGCUAAAUAGAUUGCAUUCGCAAAUAGCUCGAGUGAACCUGGUUAUGAGGACUAGUUUUGUACUUGUGUGUUGGUAAAACUUUUUAAUAGUGGUGAAUCACUUGUUGUUUGAGCCCCCACACGUGGGACAUUAAUGUACUUUUUGAUUUGCUCAUUGGUCUCAGCUAUAAUACAUUGUUUUAUUUUAUUUUUAUCGUUUUCACCUCUUGCUAAUAGUCAAACCAUGUUACCUUAUAAGAUUUAUUACCUGUAAUGUUUGAUUCUCAUCCUAUUUUUUUGUUGCUAUGCUUUGAGGCAGUUCCCGUACACGACUACGAGCGACUAUUUACCAACGCAGGGAUUUAUGCGGUACAACUUUAGAGCUCUGGAGUCAUGCGCUGGUAUCCCCUCAUCCAGAACUUUCUGUGGUUCUCCUGAAUGAUUAACCCCAGCGAUUCCCACACUGAAGACAGGACGGCCCCUGAUGAAAGGGUGUAUUAGGGGCCCUUCUUAUCUUGCAAAGCCCUUGAUCAUACUGCUUAACGCUAGCUAUAUAAAAGAAAGAAAUGGAGAAUGUCUAUGAAAAGAGGUAAAAGAGAGCAAUUGAAGGCGAGAGAUGGAUCUGCUGGUGCGAGAGCCACUUUGUCAGUUCUUACCCACAGAUCAGUGGCUGCUACUCAGUAGCCCCAGUGCUAAAAGUUUAACAAGCCGGUUUCACCUGCACAUCUCUCCGUAAUUGCCGGUUUUAACCAGGUGACAUCCGAAUCCUCAUUAAACAUCGAGUUUAUAAUUAUUUUGACAUUUUUCCUCAAAGCUGUGUUGUGUAACAUACUACAGUACAUGCUAAUGAUCAACACCAAUGAAUCCUAGACUAAAAACAGGAGGGCCUGUAAUGAGAGGGUCUUCUGAUCUUAAGAGGCCCUUGAUCAUACACUUAAAAGGUAGAAAAAGAGAAUCUUGAUUACUUUAUUCAGAGCCACUUUACGUAAUAUACGUCAUGGUAUAAAAUGGAUCCUACGGUAAGCUUUCAUUGAGUAUAGUUGCUUAAGGACUUUCCUUGUAGUCACUAAAAGAUUUUCUGAUCUUAGUGGCCUGCAUUAUGAGUUAAAAAAGUAUUUUUACAUAAAAAAGGUCCCUAUAAAUCUCAUUACACCUCUCUUAUCAGCAUGUAGCCUGAAAUCAUAUAUACAACAUUCAUUGAUUAAAGGAACAGUACGUAAGAAAUUUAUAUCAAUUAAUCAUUAAAUGGCCCUGAAAUGUCACUAGACAUUAAGAAAUAAUUUUCAUUUCAAAUACUUACAUCACUCACAAAAGCGGUCCGGCCAGGAUAUUGUCAUUUAAAAAGUGGAGUUGCAGCCCUCAACUAAUGUUUAUGUUGUCAUUUUGUGUAUUGGCCACCAGUUGUGUGAUUGCAGUACCAGUUUUAGCCACACGUUUUGUGAUUGCAAUACCAGUUUUGGCCACAAUCCUACAUACUGUUCCUUUAAUAAUUUUCUCAUAUUCAAAAGCACCCAUCCUUAUUUUUGCAAACAAGCAACAUCAUUUGUUGGUUGCUUGAUUUCUACUUCUGGAGCAUCAUGCUGGGUAGCUCCGCCCACAGCGAGAUCUUAUUGGUCCUGCUCAACAUACCUGCAUAUUAAAAUGUGUUUAAGUUGUCUGGGAUUAUGGGUAUGGUUGGCUAGGAUACAGAGCUCACGAAAGAAGCCAGUUUGGUAGCGGUACACAACAUCUCACAUCUCAAGGUAAUUAAAUAAUAGUUGUGUGUACAACAGUGAGCGAAAAACGCAAGUUUGUGGGAGUGAAUAUCUGAGCCCUGGUGACAGAAAACUAAUGAGGGAUAUGAAUUGUGCAAUUCACUUCCUGAUCCCCAACAUUAUGUUUCCAUUCAAUACACAACAUCCUCUGAACGUCCACUCUCUGUUUUGGCUUCACCUAUGACAACCAUACAAAGUAAAACCAGGCAACAGAGAGCUUUUCUCUGUGUGCCAGUCCCCAUCUACAGGUAUACAUAUGCAAAGUGAACCUGCCUAUGCGUCCCCCUCCAAAAGAAAGCUCUUUUGAUCGAUAUUAAAAUUUAAUGAACCGUAUACCGGCGAGCCGCUUUGAGGAUUCAUCUCGUGCAUGCACAUGUAGCAGAGAGAGAGAGAGAACUGGGAUUCAUCUGUAAUUGAGGAGAUCUCCAAUAGUUCAGUAUGUCUCACGCACAUAAACACACAAACAUAUACGUACGCCAGGAUGAGCCUUGUAACUGAAUGUAAUCCAAGACCGAGGGCCAUUUUCUUACAAACAGCAACCAAAUUUCAUUGUGUUUAUUUUCUACUGGCUGACCUUGGAAGAAGAUCAAAAUGGCUGUUUAUGAGAACUACAGAGGGUUGUUGUGAUGUAGAUUAUUUGUCAUUUUGUCUUUCUUUCUGGUUAAAUAGGAUUUAAUCUUCUGGAGCACAAUAAAUGAUUUUAUCAAGCUCAACUUACAUCAGUCUUUCUUUACUGUUGGUUUGUUUUUGAUUGUGUAUUUUGAUGUACAGGCAUGGCCGUAGCCAGGUUUGAAAAUAAGUGAGGUCCAGGGUGGGCUGUUAAGAGUUAACAAAUGCAAUCUAAGGUAUUUUGUGUGAACAUUUUUGCCAUUUUCACACUCUGUCCA
Messenger RNA from Paramisgurnus dabryanus, 7136 nucleotides. RefSeq names its product neuroligin 1 (gene nlgn1). Gene Ontology annotation, molecular function: neurexin family protein binding. The record is from RefSeq and is a predicted model, not a curated record. Gene Ontology annotation, cellular component: membrane. Lineage: Eukaryota; Metazoa; Chordata; Actinopteri; Cypriniformes; Cobitidae.